Messenger RNA from Tribolium madens (black flour beetle), 6341 nucleotides. Its product is annotated as cadherin-87A. Gene Ontology annotation, biological process: homophilic cell-cell adhesion. The record is from RefSeq and is a predicted model, not a curated record. Bases 218 to 5905 code for a protein of 1895 amino acids. Gene Ontology annotation, cellular component: plasma membrane. The transcript is spliced from 23 exons. NCBI's taxonomy places the organism in Eukaryota, Metazoa, Arthropoda, Insecta, Coleoptera, Tenebrionidae. Gene Ontology annotation, molecular function: calcium ion binding.
CUUUUCUUCGGUAGUCAGCCGUGGCAGUUUGUGUUCAAUGGUCGAGUUCAAAGAAAUGUAAAGUGCCGGCAGUGUAUAUAAAUUUUUACUACUAGCUAUUGAUAAAAGCUAAUGUGGUAAUAAUUACAGUGCUGUGUAGUUGCGGUGUAGUGAUGAUAAAGAGGAAUAUUUUUGGCAUUUUUAAUUGGAAUUACCGAUUGCGAAUAGUUGAAGGAAGAUGAAGUCACUACCGAACAGUAUUGCCAUAUUUUUUGGGACAAUUUUCGUUUGCUAUACAGGAUGCAGUGCCAACUUACCCCCCGUGUUCUCGAUGGACAUAAACAAUUUAGCCUUAUCAGAAAGAACUCCAGUAGGUAGCGUUGUUUAUACUUUAGAAGGAUCAGAUCCAGAGAAUAGUAGUGUACAUUUUAAUCUCGAAGGAACUGACGUUUUAAAAGUUAAUCGCAACACUGGAGCAGUUACUGUUGUUAAACCUCUGGAUUAUGAGACAAAUUCCACUUUAAACGUGAUUGUGAGUAUUGAGGAUGAAGUUGAAGGUGGCAGAAAUAACAUGGUUUCAGUUCCUGCCAAUAUUAUUAUCUUAGAUGAGAAUGACAAUGCUCCGGAUUUUAUAGAUGCACCUUACGAUAUCCUCGCACACGAAGAUACUAUAAUAGGUACAACAAUUUUCUCGAAAAUCCUCGUCGAAGACAAGGACACAACCGGUGCCAAUUUAGAAGUAGAAUGCAUCAAGUUGCCUGAAUAUCAAAACGCUUGUGAAAUUUUUGAAGUAGAGACACUCCAGUCGGCCCAGGAUUCCUACCAUGGUGCUAUAGUUUUAAGAAGGAAACUCAACUACACACUACAAGACAAACAUCAAUUUCUGCUAAAGGCCACUGAUGGAGAGCUGAGUAGUAGUACGAGCGUUACUGUUAACAUUGGGGAUGUUCAAGACACUCCGCCUCGUUUCAUCGGUAACUUAGUCGCGGAAGUAAGUGAAAACGCGACUAUUAACAGUCUGGUCAUGACGAUCCAUGCAGAAGACGGAGAUAGAGGGGUUCCAAGGAAGAUCGUUUAUGAACUCAUUAAUAAUCCUAUGGAUUAUUUUAUUUUGGACGCUGUUACCGGAGAGUUGCGGACUGCUAGACCCUUGGAUAAGGAAGCCGUCGAUAAUCCAGAAGGCAUAUUAACUCUUAACGUUAAGGCUCACGAGCUCGUUGACGGAAUUAAAGGCACUGAUCCGUCGACUGUGACAAACGCCGAAGUGCUAAUAAAAAUUAAAGACGUGAAUGACGAACCACCAACAUUCAACAAACGCGAAUACUUCGUCCAAAUUCCCGAGAAUAUCUCCGAAGGUUCACCUUUGCCAGGCUUAGAAAUGAUAGUAACCGAUCCAGACGAAGGAAACAAUUCGGUUUUUUCUUUACAACUAAACGACAUAUCGUCUGCAUUUUCAAUCGAACCGAAAACGGUGAUCGGUACAUCCGCCGUCACAAUCCGGGUCGCCAACAGUUCGCUGGAUUAUGAAGACUUGAAUCAGAGAAAAUUCAUCAUCUUGGCUUUGGCCAAGGAACUCUACACUGAGGAAAAAUUGUCGUCCACGGCCACUGUCACGGUCUCAGUGACCGAUAUUAACGAUAAUGCCCCAACUUUCGAUCAAGACGGAUACUCGACGGCAAUUUCGGAAGUCUCUUCGCCUGGAACUCCAAUAAUAACAAUAACAGCUCGCGAUAGAGACAGCGGGAAGUUUGGCGAAGACGGCAUUUUUUACCAUAUUUCAGGCAGCGGUAGCGAACGGUUUGUUGUUCACAACAGGACGGGGACCGUUGCUGUCGCCGACUGUGAUCAUCCCGGGAAGAAACCGUGUCUGGAUUUCGAGGACAAGGCGGAAUAUCAUUUGCAGUUUAUCGCGACGGACGACGAUGGUAAGGGCCAAACCACGAAAGUGCCUUUAAAAAUCCUCCUCACUGAUAAUAAUGACAACGCUCCCGUAUUCACCCAAUCGAUAUAUCGGGCUUUUAUUAACGAGGGGGCCGUUAGGUUCGAUCCGGAUCUUAUAAUCGAAGCAGUAGAUGCCGACAAAACGUCUCAUGUUACUUAUUCGAUUAUUUCCGGCAACAAUGAAGGCUUGUUUAGCAUCGAACCCAAUUUGGGCAAAAUCAGAAUUUCAAACAGUAAAGGAGUUGACGUUAGUAACGACACCGAAAACGUUAUUUUAUUGACUGUAAUGGCAAGUGAUGGUACUUUUACAACUACAUCCCUAGUUAACAUCACUAUAAGAGACGUCAAUAACAACCAUCCCAUCUUUACGAAAGAGAAUUACGUUGUUGCUAUAGGUGAAGAUGUCUCCAUUGGAUCAAGCAUCAUCCAAUUGCAAGCUAAUGAUAUGGAUACGGGAUCAAACGCCGAAAUCGAAUACUACAUUCAAAAGGGAGCUUACGACGACUUUCAAAUUGAUAACACAACAGGUGUUAUUGUGGUCUCAUCCAAACUGGAUUUCGAUCGACGAAAUACUUACAAUAUUGAAAUUAUAGCGAGAGAUCACGGAGAACCUGCUCUCACUGGAACCACAACUCUGACUGCAAACAUUAUCAAUACAAACGACAAAAUGCCAUAUUUUGUACCAACUACACAAAAAGCUGAAAUUAUGGAAGAUGCUCCAGUCGGAACUGUAGUUCAUACACUAAUCGCCUUAGAUCCCGAUGUUAACUCGACGGAAGCUUUGAAUUUCGCUGCGACUGAACCUAUUACGGCUUUGGAUAAGCAUGGGAAUGAAGUUUUUAAUGAUGAUGUUUUUCGUAGCUUUUUUUCGGUCGAUAAAACUACCGGAAAAGUUACGGUAUUGAAUAAACUUCAAAGGGACGUCGCGGCGAUCAUCAGGAUUACAGUUCUGGUGACGGAUAUUACGGCUCCAACGGUGCAACAAGGAGAAGGCUUAUUGAUCAUCACGAUCACCGACGUAAACGACUCACCACCGGUGUUUUUGCCUCCUUGGACUCCAGAAACCCCUAUUUAUACUCUCGAACUAAAAGAAGAACAACCCGUUGGAACGAUUGUUGCAACUUACAAAGCGAUCGAUGAUGGUUCAGACAUCGCCGGUUACGCUAUUCUCCCUGAAAAUGAAAAUUUCGAAAUCAACAACGGCACUGGAAUAGUCCAGAUUAAGAAACAAAUUGACUAUGAAAAAACGCCGCAACUAAAUUUCACAAUCCUCGCUUUCGAUUCCGGUAUUCCCCAACUAAAUACUUCGGCGACUGUGUUUGUCAAAGUUAUAAAUCUCAACGACAACGAUCCUAUUUUCUCGGAAAAAAAUUAUAAAGCGAGCAUCUAUGAAAACUCGCCGAACGGUACUUUUGUCGUGAAAGUUAAAGCGACAGAUGCCGACUCCGGGGAUUACGGAAAACUAAAUUAUGAAUUGACGGGAGAGCAUAGUGAGAAUUUCGAAAUAACACCGGAUACGGGGGUUAUCAGCGUAGCCAAUUCGAAUUUCUUGGAUCAUGAAAAGAUCAACGAAACGGUGAUUCAGGUUGUGGCGAGUGAUGGGGCCCCACAUAAUUUUAAAAGAUCGGUCACGGUGCCUGUUAAUAUUAACAUCUUGGAUGUUAACGAUAAUGCGCCUAAAUUUAAUCAAAGCGAAUAUAACGUGACCGUAAUAGAAAACGUGAGACUGAACCCUCCACAACCAUUAUUGCAAGUAAAUGCCACUGAUGAAGAUAGUGGCAUUAACGGAAACAUUCAUUAUGAUAUUAUUGGAGGAAACGACAACGACGUAUUUUUACUCGGGGUUGAAACAGGAAUCCUCUACCCGCAUAAAUCUCUCUUAGGCCAAAAAAGAAACUUUCAUCUUAUCAUAGAAGCAAGGGAUGGGGGAGGAAACGGUCAAUUAUUUGACCGUGCGGUUAUAAAUGUACAGGUUCUGAAUGUGAACGAACAUCGACCUGACUUUAUUAUACCAUUUCUUCCCAACGCCACAGUUGAAAUAACAGAGAACGCUGCUGUUGAAAAUUAUCUAGUCAUGACAGUCAAAGCAACUGAUAAAGACGCCAACGAAAAUGGUAGAAUUACAUAUCAUCUGAAAGUUGACGGGGACAACGUCCAAGAAACGAACGAAUUUACUAUAGAUGCUAACACUGGAGAAUUAAGGAGUAAAAAAUUUUUAGACCGGGAGGAAACAUCCAAAUAUGAACUAAUUUUAGUUGCAAGAGAUCACGGAUCGCCCAAAUGGUUUGAGACUUUACGAUAUUUAACAAUUCUUUUAGUGGAUACGAAUGACAACCGGCCGGAAUUUCCGGAUUCGCAUUCAGCAAAUCCUUACCACUUUUACGUGACCGAAAAUGAUAAAAGUGGUGUCAGAAUUGGACAAGUCAAAGCUUUGGAUAGAGACGAAGGAAAUCAUGCUAAAGUCUACUACUACUUCUUGAAAGGUAACGAAAAUGGUGAUUUUCGACUUGACAAGACUGAGGGCUAUUUAUACACUAAUAAAUCAUUCGAUCGAGAAAGUCAAGACGAGUACAAUUUGUACAUCCUCGCAACUAAUGAUGCAGAUUAUUAUAUUUCACCAGAAGACAAGGAAAAGUUAGACGAUGCGGAUAUAAUCCACGACAGCAGCAUAGCUAAAAUUAUAGUGACAAUAAAUGACCUAAAUGACAAUAUUCCUGUAUUUGAAAAACCUAUUUAUUACUCAGCUGUGAAUGCAAUGGCCGAAAUCAACGACUUUGUAUCAAAUGUAACUGCGUUUGAUCCAGAUUUAGGCCCAAAUGGCUCUCUGACGUAUUAUAUUAAAGCAUCGAAUUUGUAUAAAUACGGAUCUAAUAAAAGCUCGGGAUCGAUCAUACCUUCACCUUUCAACAUCACAGAUAAGGGCGAGAUUUGCACGGCCAAUUAUUUGGCUGAAAAUAAUCAACACCGAUUUGUUGUUGAUAUAAUUGCGCGAGAGAAUGCGUUCCCGGAACGAGAAGCAUACACACAAGUCCAUGUGUGGAUAUUUGAACCUGAGCAAUUAAUUCGAGUCAUUUUAUCACGACCUUCCGACGAAGUUGUAAGAGAAAGAGACGAAAUUGUAGCCGAAUUGAGCAAUGCGACUCAAAGUCUUGUCAUAAUUGACGAAAUUAGAUAUCACACAGAUGACAAUGGGUAUAAAAAUGAGGAAUGGUCUGAUAUGUAUAUUUUAGUAGUUGACCCUGUUACCCAACAUAUUUUACCCGUCCCUGAUGUACUUAAAAUCAUAGAUUCGAAAUACGACUUCUUGAAAGAUUAUUACGCCGGUUUUGCUAUUGAAAAUGUAGUUCCCGCUUUCGUAAUGGAGAAGGAAGAGUCAUUUGACCCCGCCUUAGCGGCUCUUAUUGCCCUUCUCAUAGUUCUUUUUGUUGGUGUUAUCACAUUUAUAAUUGUUUGUUGUUGUUUGAGGCAUUGGGUUAUUUCACCUACUGAUCUUAAAAAGAAAGACGCUUUGAUUAAAAAAGCCAUAAUUGAUGAUUUGAACACAACCGAAAAUCCUUUAUGGAUCGAACAGAAACUAAAAAUAUACGAGGAACAAGAAUUGACAAUGCAAGUGUUUAAUGAGCCCGAACAGAACGUUUUGGGGCGAAGAAACAGUGAUGAUUUUUUACCUGAUGAUAACACUUACGCCACUAUACAACACCCAAAUCGGCGUGGUUCGGCUCACAUUGCGUCAAGAUCACUAGCCGAUGAUUUGGCCGAUUAUGCAACUUUAUCAGGAGUGCCACACCAGACUGACAGUUCGCAUAGCUCUCUACGAGGGGCCCCAAACUUUUAUGAGGCUGCCAUGGGCUUCCAGGGCUCCACUUUCCAAGUACCAGAAAGAAUCAGCAACGAUGAUUAUGGCUCAUAUAGGACAAGAUUUAAAGGUUCCGAACUGACGAUUAAUCAGACUGGACAACCUGAAUAUGUAGCCGAACUAAUUUAGAUUUAAGUUGAAAUAUCUGUGACUAGUGUGAAAGUGAUGACAAUAGUGAUUUAUGAAGGGACUGCUAUGUAAAUACGGUUUUUAUCGAUUUUUUUCUACUUUGUGUUACAUUGGCGGUUCUUUCUGAAUCAAGACAGUUUUUCUACUUUAGGAAAAGUGAUAUCUACAAACUUUCUAUUUAAAGUUACGUACCGUUACCUGAAUACUGAGUAGACACAUCCAAUUGUAUUCACUGUUAUUCGAUUUGUGACGUAACUAUUUAAUUUUUAAAUUAAUCAGCAAGUUUUUUAAUUAGUGUUAACGACACAUUACUGAAGGCCAUAUCAGUUUCUACGUUUUUAGAGAUCUUUGUAUUGUGUUAAUGUUAGGAAAGAAUGUCUUUUUAUUUAUUUUUUUACUGUAAUUAUCGAAUGAAUAGAUUUUACACAAAUUGAAA